GUUCGAGGCGUGACUGGCAGCGUGGCUGGCAGUCAGUCGGGCCUCUGACGGCGUCGUGAGAGUGUCUCCGUGGUGUGCGCGCUGGAUCCAACGUUACGGCGACAGAGGACGGUCCGGGUACGGCGGUGUGUGAUACCACGGUGUGUGAGCGGUCCACUUAGUGCUGAGAUAGUGUGUGAGGCACGACAGCCGGCUGACCGACCGUUAGAUAUACGGUGACUCAGUGAUUUCAACGCUCCUGACCUGAGUCCGUGACCGGAGUCGACCCCCGACUUUCAGCCAUGGUGCUCACCAAACUGGUGCAGCCGGUGGUGGGGGCCGUGCUGCGCCGCUGGCGGUCUCUGCUGCUGCUGCUGGCGGCGCUCAGCCUACUGCUGCUGCUCUACCUGCAGACGGGCCUGCACUCGCCGCACCAGCUGCAGGAGGCGCGCCGGCUGCCGGCCGAGCAGCCGCCGCCCGCCGUGCCGCUACUCUACAACGAGGACGGCACGCGCCGAGUGCACCCCAACGACCCGCCGGCAGCGCCCCUGGCGGACAUGCUGCGCAACUCGGCGGCGCUGGCGGCCGACGGGCCGCCGGGAGCGGGCGGCGAGCAGCUCCCGCUGGCCGGGGAGCGGCUCCCCCCGGCAGAGGAUCCCGUACCGCCAGAGCACGGGCCGCCGCCGGAGGGAGAGAUGCUGCCGGACGUGCCGCUGGAUCGGGCGCGGGUGGAGGAACUGCACCAGGAGCGUCAGCUGCAGCACAUCGGACGACAGCCGCGCACACCGUACGUCCCGCGACGGCGCGUCAUCCACUUUGACCUGAAGGGCGCUCCGCCGACCGUUCCCUACCUACUCAAAGUGUUUGCCAUCGUGAAGAAGCUGGGCGCUACGGAUGUUAUGAUGGAGUGGGAGGACAUGUUCCCGUUCUCGGGCGCACUGCGUCCGGCCGCCGCAGGCAACCACUACAGUCGCGCCGAGGUGCGACAGAUCAUCGCUGAGGCAAAACGGCUCGGUCUGGGAGUUAUCCCUCUGGUGCAGACGUUCGGUCACCUGGAGCUGUUUCUCAAACUGGAGCAGUUUUCCCACCUGCGAGAGUCGCCACCGCACCCGGAGGCGCUCUGUCCGUCCCGGAACGCCUCGCGUCGACUGGUGGAAACCAUCAUCGACCAAGUGAUGGAGCUCCAUGCCGGAGCUGCCGAGCUACAUGUCGGCUGUGACGAGGUCUACCACAUGGGCGUGUGCGAUCUGUGCCAGCGCCGGCUCCGGGACGAGCUUUUCCUGGAGCACGUGGCGUACGUGGCGCGGUACGUGCGCCGCCGGUACGGGGCCACGCCGCUGAUCUGGGACGACAUGAUGCGUCACAUUCCGGCCGAUACGCUGCGCCGCUCCGGUAUCGGCGAGCUGGUGGAGCCGAUGGUCUGGGUGUACGCCGAGGACGUGGACCGGUUUGCCGGUCCGCACGUGUACAGCACCUUCUCGGAAGUGUUUCCGCGCGCGUGGACGGCCGCCGCGUACAAGGGCGCGUUCGGCGAGACGCUGAUUCUGCCGCCGCUGCAGCGCCACCUGGACAACACGCUCAACUGGCUGGCCACCAUGCGGCGCGAGUCGGAUCGCUUCUCAGACGGGUUCGCCGGCAUGGUCAUCUGCGGGUGGCAGCGGUACGAUCACAUGGCUGUCCUGGCUGAGCUGCUGCCGGCUGGCAUUCCCUCUCUGGCUAUUGACCUGGCUACCGCGACACACGGCUAUUACAACCAGUCGCUGCAAGAACCGAUCAGGAACGCUCUUCGCUGCGGGAACUCGGGAGUCGGGGGCGACUCUGAACCGUUUCUGCAGCUGUCCGAUGACCCGGAAGGUCUGUACCAGUUCUCACAAUGCCGCUUUCCCGGUGUCAAGUUUUUCAAACUGCUGGGACGCUACAAGGCGACUAUAGCACAGACUGAGGAGUUCCUGAAAACGGCCACCGAGAGCAAGGGCUGGCUGACGGAGUACAAUGUGGAGCGCAACUACUCCAACCCGUUCCGUGUGGACGAGCUAACUGAGAUGUACUACAGCCACAAGCACAUGCUGAGCGCGAUGGUGGGCUCGGUGAAAUCUGCUCUGACCGGCGUGGUGGACCGCUACACCAUUGCGGAGUGGGUGGAGCAGAAACUGUGGCCCUACCUGCGCCGGCUGGAGCGUCUGCAGGAGCAGGCGGACGCGCUCAAACGCCGCUCAGUGUGGCCACGCCGGCCGCUGCCCAUGCUGCAGGCACUCGCCCAGUACGGUCUGAACGUUACUGAGACCAAGGACCGGCCGCAGAAGGCCGAGGGGGUCAAGGCGGCGGCCGGGCCGCGCGCCGGCGCUCGACCGGCCGGGCUGGCCGUGGAGGGCGGCCGAGCUGUCUAAAAACACUGGGAGGAGAAGCGUACCCAGUUGAUGCUCUAGCCUGGUCACCGUGGAUCAGGGCACACCGCCACCCCAGACACGAAAAAGAAAGCGCUGGCCGUGUUGUGGCACGGAUCUCUCUCGCCGACUUAUGUCCGGUGACAAAUAGCUUGAUGACAACUCGAUAAGAGACCCAGCAGUGGAUAUGAGAUUAUAUUCACGUUGGGAUAGCUGAGAUGAACGGAGGUCACAUGUCAGUCGUCUCCGGUGGGUAGGUGGCGCUUGUUUGCUGGCCCUGCUGGUGAGAAGGUAGUGGCGCAGUUGAUUCUGAAGAUGGGCAGCCAGUGUGUCGUGCUGGGCUCAGCAGAGCGCUCGGUGAUGGAGCAGCGGGAGUGUUACUCGUUAGUCGUUACCUCCUCCAACCACCAGCUACCUGGCUCAGCAGCGGGAGCAUACCGAGCGGACGGCUGCAUUCCGUGAGACUACUUCAGUGGACGGGUCCGAACUACUAGAUACUACCAGUUCGGUCUGCCCACCCGGGAGCGUCCGAGUCUACGGGUCCCGUCUUCCAGACUGUAUCAGUCUACGGGUUCUAUCUUCGAGGCUGUAUCAGUCAACUGGGCUCCAUUCCUCUGCUGACUGUAUCAGUCGUCUGGCUCCAUUCCUCGAGACUGUAUCAGUCGCUGGGUCGUCCACAGGAUUGGUACGUGCCCUGAGCUAUAGCAGCUCGGAGUUCCGCUACAUGGAACGUAGUGGUGGUGGACAAACGGUGGUUGGCCAGCGUAGGAAAUGGGAGCUUCGUGUUUCAGGACGCACUGAGGAGACUGGGGUAGUGAGAUGUUGCCGAUUCGCUAACCAAAGACGCUGUAAGCUUUCUCUGGUCGCUGUUGCUCUCCAUGUCACUUCCUGUCGAGCCUAUUGGCUACUGCUUGGGAAGUUUUUAUUGCAUAUUUGACGCUUUGUCAGUGAAGUUCACAAUUGUGCUUAAAUGUAUCAUUGUUCAUCGUCCAGUCAAUAUUGUGUUGAAACUGUGCGCUGCCCCGAUUAUGUAGCGUACUAUCGACUCUCUUGCCGGUAUGUUCUUUUUACAUUGAGCGUCCAUCGUAAUGUAUCUUUGAAUGUCGCCACAUUGGGAUGACGCCGGGAAGACAGGAUGUCGAUGGUCUGACUGCACGGCACAAUCAAGCGUGCCUUGGCUGCCCGAUCGGACCAGCAAAGGGACACUGGUAUCGGUCAGGAAAUGCUGAUGCUGGUCAGGGCACGCUUGUGUUGAGACGAGACGUUGGCCUCGUCCAGGAAUCGCUAGUUACGCCCAAGAGACGAUGGCAACGGCCAGCAGCUGGCCGCUAAGGUGAUCCUCUGCUGGCGAUGAUGAGCUAGUACCGCUUAGGAGACGCGUUUGCUGGCCAGGAAACGCCGGUAUCAGUGGAGACGCUGGUUAGAGGAAGACCGACUAGGAGACGUUGAUGGUUGAAGGAACUCGCGUUGCUCGACACAACGCUACAUUUACACCAGAGUGCUGGCUAAUGUCAUUCUCUGGUUAGCCACUAGCGUUCGGGGGUUUCACCCCGGCUGCCAAAAAGUGGUGUUUGGUUCCUUGCAGGAUGGCCACGGUGGGUCUUCGCUGCUUGGUAAAGCUUGUUUUGUGUCGUGCCGGUCCGGUCCCGAAGUUGAGCGCAGCUGUUGCUUUUUGUCGUACCUUAUUGUGCAGGUCGUGGGUAAGGAAGUGAUUCAUCAUUUUGUAGCUCUGUUUAGUGAAGGGAAGUUGAGAUGCUAUCAUGUCUUAUUUCGCUGUGUGCUAGGGAAUGUUUCUUAUGUGUCAUUUUCGUCUAUCUUUUUCGGUACCUUGAAUAUGAUGGCUGCUAUUGUGCGAAAGAUGUUCACCGAGACUGCUAGCUCACGGAUAGCUGUUCCGAUGACUUGCUAGCUUUCGUCUGCUGUUAUGUGUUUCGGCUUAUUUUGCAUGACUGCAUGAAGUUCUCAUAGUAUGUUAGCCACUCUAGUUUUGUCAUCGGCGCGGGUAAUAGCCAUUGACCAUUUUGUUGGCCUGCUCGGAACUUUUGUGGGGCGCGGGCUGGUAAUCACCUCAACGAGAAUGAGAGCCACCGAUGGCGGCGCUGCCAACAGCCGAUGGGUGCCGCUGUCUCGGGUGUCUCCGAUUCAGUUGGGCCGCUCCACUGACCUGGGUCAGAGUGUGACGCUAAAGAAUGUAUGGUGUGUGGCAGGACGCCGUUUACUGUUAGAGAUUCACUUGGGAUGAGGGUAAUAGUGGCCACUCUGCGAGAUUGUGUAGCAGUUAUACCGUUAGAUAGUGAUGUUCAUUAGUGUGAAUGGCGUUACUCGGCGCUACUUUGCUAGUUCCGGAAAUCAUCAUUUUUGCAACCCAAUGGAAGCCUUUCCAAAUGUUUUACCCGCAUGACAAGCGACGUUCGCAUGGCCUCAGAUUACCUAUAGACACUGUACGACUUUUUAUUCAACGAACCAUGCUCAUCGGAUAUUCGGCACUAAUAAAAUGUGUACGAAGAG
This is a messenger RNA of Amphibalanus amphitrite, 4871 nucleotides long. RefSeq names its product hexosaminidase D-like. Gene Ontology annotation, molecular function: hexosaminidase activity. The transcript has 3 exons. Bases 282 to 2366 code for a protein of 694 amino acids. NCBI's taxonomy places the organism in Eukaryota, Metazoa, Arthropoda, Thecostraca, Balanomorpha, Balanidae. The record is from RefSeq and is a predicted model, not a curated record. Gene Ontology annotation, biological process: carbohydrate metabolic process.